Molecule: messenger RNA, 875 nt
Organism: Rotaria sordida
Lineage: Eukaryota; Metazoa; Rotifera; Eurotatoria; Philodinida; Philodinidae
Source: the annotation of a GenBank genome assembly
AUGAAUUCUCGAUUUGAAUUAUUUUCAACAGAAAUUUUAUAUGAAAUAUUUGAUUAUUUAUCAACUUAUGAUAUAUUUCAUGCUUUUAUUAAUCUCAAUUAUCGUUUAAAUUAUAUUAUUAAUAUAUAUCCAUUAAAAAUUGAUUUACGAAAUAUUUCUCGAUUAAAAUUUGAUUAUAUUUGUUAUUAUCUUCGACCUGAACAAGUCAUAUCACUUAUAUUCUCAGACGAUAAUAUGGGUGAUCAAGUUAUUGUUUUUCAACGAUAUUUUCCAAAUUUUAAAUAUCAAUUUAUUAAUCUUCGUUCUAUAAAAUUUAUUCGAACAGAUGAUAUUCUAUUGGAUUUACCAUAUUCAGUUUCAGCUCUUACAUUUCAAGGUUGUACAUAUGUUAGUCAACUUUUUGUUGAAACUAUUGUAAAACAAGCCAAAUCUUUAACUUAUUUGAAAAUUGAUUGUUUUCAUGUAUUGCAAUCAAUUGAUAUUACAUUUCCUUCUCUCACUUAUUUAAAUAUUGGUCAUGUUGGAAUGAAAAUUUUCUGUUGUUUUUUAAAAAACAAGGGAUCGUCUUCCAACGAUUAUCAUUUAUUAAUUAAAAAUCUUCGUUCACCAAUCAAUCAUUUAAAACUUUCUAUUGAAAAUGAAAAUUUAAUAGACUCGAAUUCAAUACCUAAUUUUGAUUAUUUAUCUCAUUGUCUUACAAAUCUUACAAUGACUUGUUUAAUAAAUAAAACUUUUUCAUUUGAGUACAUUCAAAAUUACCUUAUGAAAUUAUUAAAUUUAAAAUCUUUAACAAUUGUUAUCAAAUUAGAUUUAAUUGAUGGUAAACAAUGGGAAGAAUUUAUUCGAAAAACAAAAAUUAUUAAAUUUAAUUUUCA